AUGACACAAAAGAUGUUUUAUAUGGCGCCUAUAUUAAACGUACCAAGAUCAAUUCGUGAAGAUGAUACAAAUCGUUAUUAUGAACAAGAACAUGUCAAACACAAAGAAAAACAAAAUGAAGAAGAAGAUGAUGACCUUAUAUUUGGAGCAUUAGAUGAUGAAAGUUCUUCAAAAGAAAAACUUGAUGAAAUAUCUCCAUCAACUGAUGAAGGUAUUCAUCUUCCUGCUGAUGGUGAACGAACUAAAAAACGUGAACGUGCACCUUCAUCAAUAAGUACUGCUGAUGAUGAAUGGGAACAUAUGUUGUCUAUAACGGAUGGUGAUGGGCCAUUUAAUUUUGUUAAUCAUCUUCAAUCAAUUAGUGAAAAACGUACAAAUGAAUUAACUGUUGGUAUGUCUAAUUUUCGUGCUAAACAUCGUUUACGUCAUCGUUCAAAAGCGAGUACUCUUGUUCGUUGGAGAGAUGCAGUCAAAAGAGUUGUUCAACUUAAAGAUCCAUGGCAGGAUUUUAAAAUUGAUCGUUAUCCAGAAGAAAUCGUUACACGUCAUGAAUUUGAUCCAAUUAAACGUACAUGGCAUGAAAGUCAAAUUACAGUUAAAAUUGAAUCAAAACCAUUUGCACAUGGUAGUAUGAGAGAAUGUUUUCGAUUAAAAAAACUCUCAGUUUUUUCAACUCAUCAAGAUUGGGAUCAUUCAAGUAAUUAUAUCGCUAAACGAUAUACUGAUAAUGUACCAGUGGAACGAUAUUUUGAUGAUGUUAUGAUGCAAAUGACAACAAAAUUAUGGGCAACACAUUAUAAUCAACAUAAUCCACCGAAAAAAGUUGAUAUUGUUCAAAUGAGUGUAUUAGAAUUUAAAGAUCGUGCUGGUCGGCCUUAUUAUCAUUUAGAACGAUUUAUUGAUGGAAAUUAUAUAAAAUAUAAUUCAAAUAGUGGUUUUGUAUGUGAUGAUACUCUACGCCAUACGCCACAGGCAUUUAGUCAUUUUACUUUUGAAGCAUCUUGUCAUGAACAGAUUGUUGUUGAUAUUCAAGGUGUUGGUGAUUUAUAUACUGAUCCACAAAUUCAUACAAGUCUUGGUUUUGAAUAUGGCGAAGGUAAUCUUGGUAUUCGUGGUAUGGCAUUAUUUUUUUCUACGCAUGAAUGUAAUCCAAUAUGUGCACGUCUUAAUUUAACAUCAUUUGAUUUAUCACCUGGUGAACGUGAUCGUCAUAUACAACAACAUGCAUCAAGUCCAUCCUAUGCAUCAAAUCUUCCAGCUCAAACAGCAUGUCGUGGUUCUGAAGAACCAUUAAAUGGUCUUUCAAAAUUUGGUUCAUUAUUUCGACGACUUCGUUCACAAUCGUCAAUAUCAGAAGAUGAAUCAGACGGUUAUGUUUCUGAAACAUCAUCGAUUACAGCUGCUACUGCUCACACACUUGAUCAUAGUUUAUCAUUACCACAACCUGCAUUAUUUAUGACGACACAUAGUGAUGAAAAUUUGCCAUUAUCAUCAUCAAUGAAAAAAACCAGAUUACCAUUAUUAUCAACAUCAGCUAGUUUGAAUAGUCCAUCACCUGAUUUCAACUUUAACAUCGAAGAUAUUUAUAAUGCUCAAACCCCAAGUAGUUAUGGAAAUAAUCAUCGUCCUUCAUCGGUUAUGCUUGAAAAAGCUGAACUACAAAAAUUCAAAGAAAUAUCUGCUUGCUAUGAAAAAUAUGAAAGUAUUCUUGGACAGAUUCAUCUGGAAAUGUGUAAAUAUUAUCAAGUUGGUCGAUUUAGUGAAUUAGGUUCCGAAGACUUUGAUGAAGAAUCGGCAUUAUAUCAUUUAGAACUAGCAGCUGAAUUAUGUGUUAAAGAAGCUAUAUUUACAUUAGCAAAAAUUUAUUUAGAUUUACCACGUGAUCUUUUAUCACAUUAUCGUUUAACAGAUCAAGCUCAUCGAGUCACUAAAGGUUUAAAUUUGAUGAUUCGUGCUAGUGAACUACAUGAAACAGAAGCAAAUCUUUAUAUAGCACAAUUCUUUGAUCAUGGUAUUGAGGGAUCAUUAGAAAAAGAUUGGAAACAAGCAGCUGAAUAUUAUGAAAACUAUAUUCGUAUACGUGAAAAUGAAUCGAAUAAUUUAGAUGAAGAUAGUGGGACUAAUGAACCAGAUCAAAUUCAUUCAACUGAUAAUGGAAUUCCAUUUCAUGAUCAUCAUGAAACUGUUGCUCGUUUAGCUACUUUAUAUAAAACAGGUGGACAUAAUUUAGUAUGCAAUUAUCAAAAAGCUGGUGAUUUAUUUAAUAAGGCAGCAGAAAUGGCAACUGCGGCAAUGAAAGGGCGUCUUGCUAAUAAAUAUUACAUGUCAGCUGAAGAAGCUUAUGCAUUAGAACCGGAUGAUGAAGAAGGUGAAGGCAAUUAA
This is a messenger RNA of Rotaria sp. Silwood2, 2382 nucleotides long. The record is from the annotation of a GenBank genome assembly. NCBI's taxonomy places the organism in Eukaryota, Metazoa, Rotifera, Eurotatoria, Philodinida, Philodinidae.